AACGGCUGUCGUCCAGAGCAGGAGAGGGGAUUUCAAAAGCACAUCAGUCCUACGUGUUACCGUACAGUCGUAUGCUUGUACGAAAGACGGUAUAAUUUCUGCCAACAGCAUCUUUUCAACCGAGGAUGAGUUCUGUUGAAGUGAAUGAUGAGAAUCGUGGGGUUUGCCCUGGAGGAAAGCACAGCAGCUCAAGUAGCGACAUAUUCGAACUGGAUCAGCCAACUGGGAGGCCUUCCAUCCUGCGCCAGACUGAGAACCUGCCCAGCAAGACUGUGCCAAAGGGAGUGAAGGUUUGUUUUCAGACUCCACGAAGAGACCCUGUGACCAAAAGAAUUCUGUCUCCCAACAACUCUGUCCGGAUGUCAAGUGUGGACGAGUGCACAAAAGCAAUGGAGUCCUUGAAUUUGGCUCAGUCAGAUACUUUGCCACGGAAAUCCACCGAGCAGCCAAAACAAGAACUGUCAUCUUAUCCCGAUGACAACAUGCCGAUUCAAAGCAAGGGCGGCUACCAGCUUGAUUUUGACAACCUCGACGCUAUCAACCCUUUUCAGGGCUCUGAUAAGAUGGGCUUCUCUCCUGCAAGGCCUGCUCUUGAAAACCCUCCUACAGGUCCUAUUGAGCCUGAGAAUAUUUUGGAGGAGCCUACCAAAACCGAAUCAGCACUGGAUGAGACACUCCCAUUCACCCCAUCUAUAGAAAACUCACUGGCUGAUAUCAGCUCCACAGAGAGUAGUGUGGUCACAGUGGUGAGGGUCCCAGCAAUGGAGGAACAGGAUUCAUACAGCACUACACCUGAUGAUAAACAUCCUGCUUCGAGCACUGAUCAAGACAAAGCGUCAGGCAGUUUUGUGGAGGAUGCUCCACUUCCUGCAAAAGGUUCCUAUAACUUUGAUUUUGACAACCUCGAUGCCAUCAAUCCUUUCCAGACUGGUGGCUCUAAAAUUCAGAAUUCACCUGUCCUGGGAAGAAAGGUGCCAAACGAUGAUCCACCUGCAGAAGAAAGUAAACCUGCAAACACUGUUGGCGUACCUGAGGUGACUCAAGAAGUGCCUGUUGCUCCUGAGGUGAAGCCUCCAGCGGCUGAGGCCCAGCCAGCUGAUGCAGCAGUCAAGAAAAGCCCAAUCAAAGAAGGACCAGUCAAACUCGAGUUCGGCUUCGACGACGGCGCUGCUGUCAAAAAGAAACCGCCACUCAGAAAAUUGGGCCAAAGGCCACCUGGUCUUAAACCUAAAGAGGGAAAGCCGGUGUCUGACAUCAAACCACCUAAAGAAGCUCCAGUGAAGCCUGAUUCCAGUGAUGUUGUGGAAGCUCCAGCUUCCAAAGGGUCGUACUCAUUUGACUUUGAAAAGUUUGAUGACCCAAACUUCAAUCCUUUUGGCACAAAAUCAGGCCUAAACAACUCUCCAGUGUGCAGCAAGAAAUGCAGUCCUCUGCUUGUGGAAAAUAGUAUUCCGGAGCGCAGUGAUGAAACCACGGAAAAAGAAACCGUAUCAUCAGCGAGUGCUGAGGAGAGUUUGCCAGCUGCCGAACCCGGCCCUGAAGUGAUUUCUGGUAACAAGGUUGCCUCCGACCACGACAAAGAACUUGAAACUGAACAAGACGUCCAGAACCUUCCUGAGCUCCCGGAACCAUCUCAACCCGACCAGAAGUCCCACACUGGCAUGUUGGACUUCAAUGAUGAGUUUGUUCCUGGAGCCAUAUUCAUGACCAAUGACUUUGAUGGACAGAUUGACUACCUUGAGCAGUUUGGGUCCAGCAGUUUUAAGGAGUCUGCACUGAGGAAGCAAUCAUUAUACCUAAAAUUUGAUCCCCUCCUGAGAGAGAGCCCCAAGAAGUCUGCAGGCCCGGGUGUUCAGGUCCACCUCCCUCCCCCUGCCGCCUUUGCUUCACGGCUUGAAAUGCCCCAGAUGGCAGAAAAAGAGGCAACAAAAGGACCACAAAAGGAUGGUUUCAGACUGCUUGAUGAUGCUCCAGCACCAGCUCCGGUCCUUGAGAGCAUCGUCCCUCCUUUCCCUCAGUCAGCAAACACAGAGGAUGCCAUCAUUGAAGUUCUGAAAUACAGCCAGAAAGACAUGGAUGCAGCGAUCGCUAAAGUGCACGCUGAGGCAAAGGAAAAAGAGGAGCAAUGGAGUGCCAAGUAUAAAAAGCUGCUUGAUGACAGCCAAGAAAUGAGGAAAAUAACUGCAGAAUUUGAGCUUAUGAUUGCAAAAAUGAUGGCCGAUCAAGAGAAGGAGAGGGAGGUGGCCCAAGCGAAGCUCAACGAGGCUCUGCUAGAGAAGGACCAAGUGUCCAGCGACCUGAGCGCCAUGGAGAGAUCCUUCUCUGAGCUUUUCAAGAGGCUGGAGAAGUACAAGGAGGUUAUUGAGGGCUACAAAAAGAACGAAGAGACUUUGAAGGCUUGUGCACAGGACUACCUGGCGAGGAUCAAAAAGGAGGAGCAGCGCUACCAGACCCUCAAAGCUCACGCUGAGGAGAAAAUUGGCCAUGCAAAUGGAGAAAUUGCUGAGGUACGAUCCAAGUACAAAGCCGAGGUAUCGGCACUUCAAGCUCAGCUGCGCCGGGAGCAGCUGAAGGUGCAGUCACUGGAGAAGAGCCUAGACCAGAAGGAGAAGGAGGCUGAAGAGCUCACCAAACUGUGUGAUGAGCUCAUAUCCAAAGUCCAGAAGGGCUGAGCUCAUUUGUAAAUACUGUAUGUAUUAAUUACCUCUGCUUUUCUUUACUGUUGGCGUCCAGAUCAUUUUCUUGUGUACUUCAUUGUUUGUCUUUAUCAAUGUUCCUUUAAUACUGUAAAAAUUUAAUAAAGAUGAUUUACAAGUUCA
This is a messenger RNA of Acanthochromis polyacanthus (spiny chromis), 2819 nucleotides long. RefSeq names its product transforming, acidic coiled-coil containing protein 3 (gene tacc3). Lineage: Eukaryota; Metazoa; Chordata; Actinopteri; Pomacentridae. The coding region runs from base 126 to 2672 and encodes 848 amino acids. Gene Ontology annotation, biological process: mitotic spindle organization; cerebral cortex development; cell population proliferation. The record is from RefSeq and is a predicted model, not a curated record. The transcript is spliced from 17 exons. Gene Ontology annotation, cellular component: cytoplasm.